Molecule: messenger RNA, 1905 nt
Organism: Rhizoctonia solani
Lineage: Eukaryota; Fungi; Basidiomycota; Agaricomycetes; Cantharellales; Ceratobasidiaceae
Product: ion transport domain-containing protein
Exons: 21
Coding region: 1-1905 (634 amino acids)
Biological process (GO): transmembrane transport; monoatomic ion transport
Cellular component (GO): membrane
Molecular function (GO): monoatomic ion channel activity
Source: RefSeq, a predicted model, not a curated record
AUGUCGGACAUUGCAAUAGAGGACCAAGUAUCACUUCUCUCGACAAGGUCGGUACGGCCUUCGCCAGAUACACUCACUAAACUUAUCAAACGCAUCCGGGCGCUCACUCUCAAGCUGUUACCUCUCGAAGUCGAGCUAGAUGCCAUCACUGACCCUACCUCACGGGUCAUUACGCCUGCAGUAAUCUCAGCUUAUGUCGAAGCUGCGGGUGAUUUUGGCGAAGCACUUCCCUACUGCCUUUUGCGUGCAAGACAAUCGUUUAUAUGGGACGCAAACCAUGACACGGCUGAUUACGGAGAGAAUAUGAGCCGUGCCAUGGCAUGCGAAACCUUAGCGAGACGAAUCCUCCAUACCGUUCCCCCAGAUCGUCUGGAUGACAUUAUGUCUUGUCGAUUCCAACACGCCGAGUGGGACGGGGACAACAGCGCACUGAGCUCGGCGCUGGAACUUGCGAUUGACCAACAAGCCACUGUAUUCUUAUCUUGCUCCGAGGCUCAACAUGGCAAGUUUGGUCGCAUUUGUUUCACAUACUCCUUAAUAUUCAUCCGCGUACAGUUGUGGAUUCAUUAUGGAGAGGAGACUGGAUUCAAGUUAAUGGAGAGAACAACCGAAUCGAAUACGAAGAAUACAGGUUCAAGCGUGAUGGGUCCUUCUGGUCUCAUAUCGAACCUUCCCGUCUUUCUGUUCCUCGGUAUCAAAACUUCUUCCGCAUUACGCUUUGGUACGCUGGUGUUUUUGUUCAUCUAUUCUCGAGCUAUUCAACAGCCGAUCGAACAGAACCGUCAACCCCGCCAUCCAUUGGACGAAUGGGAGGUUCUUUUGUAUGUGCAAGCACUAGCCUACUCGAUGGAAGAAUCCCACAAAUUGUACAAAAUACUCCGUUACUUCACCUGGCGUGCUUUCACUUUCUGGCGUGUUGUAUCACUCAUUACGUAUGCACUUCUCAUCGCUGCAUUCGUCACUCGCCUUUGGGGACUCUAUGCACCGGACGAUAACCAGAGUUCUAUGUUGAAGCUUAGGAGUUUCCAACUACUGAGUUGCGUGAGCCCGCUCAUUUGGAUGAAACUCGUUACUGUUGUGGAAGGUUUCAAGUAUGUGGGGACAAUGCAGAUAUGUGUCUCAAGAAUGUUGCAAGAAUCUACCAUCUUCUUCGUGCUCUUAUCGAUCUUGGGCAUCGGAUUUGCUCAAGGAAUGUAUGCACUAGAUGCUGCAGAUGGGGUGACGGAUCACGGAUCGACCGUUAUUAACACGCUAUUGCAAGCUCUGCUACAAGCCCCGGAUUUUGAACAACCCGCGACGAGCAACUUUGGGCUUGUCUUGUAUUACAUGUGGAACGUUGCGACAACCGUCAUCCUUCUCAAUAUCCUAAUCUCACUAUUCUCUUCUGCCUACGAAGAUAUUACAGACGACGCAGAGGCGCAUUUUAUGGCUUUCUUUGCAGGGAAAACAAUCGGGAUGAUUCGAGCCCCGGACAACUAUGUAUAUCCUGCGCCUUUCAAUCUUAUCGAGAUAUUCUUAGUUGCACCAUUCGAAUUGAUACUACACCGCAAGGCUUACGCCAAGCUUAAUCGCCGUGUUAUGUUUGUGAUGUUUUUCAUCCCCCUCACGUUUAUUGCUCUAUUCGAGGCCUACUUGGAUACCAGCCGAAAUGCCUAUAUGCGGCAUAUGUUCAGUGCCACGCAAGACGGAGAGGAUGAAGAUCCCAAUAAUCGAGACCCACAGGUUACAGAAGAAGAUGGUCUGGUGAUCUCCAAGAAAUCGUUUGAUGAGAUAGUAAAGGCUUUCCCGAAUUCGUUCUUGUCCAGCGAAGCGACAAUCAUGCAAGAGCUGCAUUCUCUACGGAAUCGUAUGGAGGAGCUGUUCCGACAAUUGGAAGACAAGAAGGUCGCAAAGGCAACAACCUAA